This is a messenger RNA of Prosopis cineraria, 1179 nucleotides long. Its product is annotated as probable leucine-rich repeat receptor-like protein kinase At2g28990. The annotation marks the transcript as partial. NCBI's taxonomy places the organism in Eukaryota, Viridiplantae, Streptophyta, Magnoliopsida, Fabales, Fabaceae. The transcript has 5 exons. The record is from RefSeq and is a predicted model, not a curated record.
AUUGAAUUGUCCCUUAGUUUGGCAGAUAAUAGUGGUCUUUGUCUGUUGGACUCAUGCAAAAACAAGUAUAUUAUUCCAAAAAGGAAGUUUGUUUUUCCACUUGUUACAUCUCUUUCUGCUUUGGUGAUAUUCCUCUUGGUUUCUUGCGGAAUAUGGAUCUACAAAACAAAGAAAUUAAAAGAGCGAAAAGGAUUGAACCAGAAGAAGCUAUUACAUGAAAUUGGUGAUAUUGCAAUACCCUUAACUGUAAGUGGCAAAGGAAAAUUCAGUGAAACAGAUAAAACGGGGCAGGAGAUACAUAUAUUCAGUUUCGAAAGCAUCGUUUUAGCGACUGAUAACUUCUCAUCAACAAAUAAGUUGGGUGAAGGUGGCUUUGGACUUGUGUAUAAGGCAUGGAAGUUAUGGAAUGAAGAAAGAGCCUUACAGCUAGUAGAUCCCUUGCUAAGUGGAACAUCAAGUGCCGUUGAAAUUUUGAGAUGCAUUCAUAUUGGUCUCCUUUGUGUGCAAGAUCAUGCCAAAGACAGACCAGACACGUUAGAUGUGGUUUCUUUUCUGUCUAAUGAAACCAUUCCCCUAGCUGAACCGAAACAACCAGCAUUUUUUAUGAAUGCAAUAGAAUGCAAGGCGACAUCACCUAAUGAUAUAGUUGAAAAUUGUUCUAUUUAUAAUGUUACAGUUUCUGAUAUGAAUGCAAUUCCAAAUGCUGAGAAGUUUUCCAGAAGGAAAAAGGAUUGCUACAGCCUGAAACCAAAACAGGGCAAAAGGAACAAUUACCUUAGAGAAGAGCUGCCUUUGUAUAUAUAUGGAAAUUAUGAUGGCAAAAAUCAAACUCCAACUUUUGACUUGUACCUCGGGGUCAAUCAUUGGGCACUUGUUUAUCCGUAUCGAUAUCAUAUAGCGGAGAUUAUCGAUACUUCCACAACAGACACCAUACAUCAUGUCCACGGCGUUCUCCAUCCUUCCUCUUCAGUCUUCAAGUUUGCCGGCGUAGGUGUUCAGAUCACCGGAGUUUGCUGCUGCAAGAAAUCUGUUCAGGUCAAUCUACUCGCUCCUUGUUCAGGCUUCACCGUCGAUUCCUUCUUCUCCCUCUUUCGGCGUCAUCUAGGUGAUGGUGAGUGGAGCUCGUCCUUCUUCCCCUCCGUUGGUUCGCCGCCGUUACGGGUACUGUUAUGGGUUUGA